GACAGAAGUCAACGAAAGGAAAACAUGCACGCUGUGCUAACCGUAUCCAAGUAUCCAGUCAUGUCAUUCAGGAGGUGAUCUCCAUGUGGAUCGAGUGGGUUGCGAGAAGGAGGGCAUAGCGAUCGAAUCUUCCUGGUCCUGCUCGAGAGGCUGCCACUCCACAUUCAUCUGACCCUGCGAUGCUGUCCUCGCGGACUGUGGUCAAGUUUGCCCCCGAGCUUUUGAUCUUCCACCCUGACGAAUGAAGUUGAUAUCUGUUCACCUCUUACGAGUGACAUCUAUCCCGGAUUCGCCAGCAGAAUAUCUGCGCAAGCCUUCGGCAAACGAUCAUGUCACUCUCGAUCCGCGCGGGCUCCUCUAUCAAACUACCGACGGUGCCGUUGAAAGCCAAAGUGAUAUUUUUGGUUUGUGGGGGCACGGUACUUGUGUUCAGCAUUGCGUCUAGUCUGUGGUUCAGAUGGAAACGUGACAAGGACACUGGUUCGAGAACCAGUGCCCCGAAUAGCGAUCGGAAGCGAAUUUACUCAUUCAGGGGGCUGAAUGGAGACAUCCCGCAACUCCGCAGCAUGCCAUCCCCGCUGUGUGUGCGAUGUCGACAGUUCCGGGACGUGGACAAGGGUUCGGUGACGACUCUGAACACGGUGCUACCUGAGCAAAAGGAGGAGUUCACGCCUCAGCAAUACGGAGUCAUGGGUAUGGAGGCGCUCGACACAGCCAUCCAUUACUGGGAGGAUGCUGUAAGCGUGUUCCAAAAUUUACCGAACUCCAAUGGAGGAGUCGCGCUCAUGGCUUUGCCGACUAAUGCUGAAUCUGAGUUCGUCAGUCAGUUGAAUAUCGUCAUGAAACAAGCGUUCAAGCUACGAGACAACACUUCGAAGCUUUUCCUCGACAACACUUCUCUCCUCUUCCAAAUCACCGAUGACAAGAGCUCGAUCGCUGGAGGCCAUUUGAAAGACUAUGACAGGUUCGACGCACGUACCGUGACAAGUUUCGACGAAGAAAGUUUCGUCUCAGCUGAGGGCGAUAUAGCCAACUUGAAAGAUUUCGAAGACGCCGUGAACCCGGAAGAAUUACAUCUUUACCAGAAUGCUCUUGCGCUGCUCAAGUGUGACGGCGUACCUGCUCGAGCAAUCCGAACCAAUUUGGUGAACUGUCAUACCGAUGAAGAGUAUUUGGCGAAAUUACAUUGCGUUCGUCUGGCCUUCCAACAUCUGACGCGACAGAAUUCCGUUCGGACGAUGUACAUUGAUGCCGGAUCUCAAAUUUUGGCUGGUCUGCUCGUCUACGCCGAAAAAGAUCCAAAAUACUGCUUAGAAGCAUACGUGAAACUUAUCGAAUGGGUCGAUCAGCCGGAAAAUCGAGACAUAAUGGAGCGAGAAUUGAGGGCUCGCGGGGUAUCCGCCCUGACGAUCUACGAUGUUGUUUUCGAUUUCUUGCUGAUUGAGGCUUUCGACGAUCUCGACGAUCCUCCACAGUCAGUUCUGUCGGUCAUCCAGAAUAGAUGGCUCUCCGCCGGUUUUCGUGAAACGGCUCUGUCGACCGCCGUGUGGUCGGUCAUAAAGGCCAAGAAAAGUCGAGUCAAAGUCGACCAAGGAUUCUUCACACAUUUCUACAACGUGGCUGAGAAUCUAACACCGGUGUUAGCUUGGGGAUUCCUCGGUACGAACCAGGACCUUCGCGAUACUUGUCUUCAUUUCAAGCAAGAAGUCAUGAGCUUGAUGGUGGACGUCUUCGAUUUCAAGAAAGUUCGUUACACCACAGUCGAGCAAAUGGCAGAGGAUAUUUUUGGACUAUCGCAACUGACCGUUGAUAGGAUCGCGCAGCGCCUCGGAAUCUGAUUUCGAUAUACGAUCGGUAUCGGAGAGAAUCUGAAGCUUCAUAUGCUUGUGCUGACCGCAGAAUGAUAUCGGAGUGUCUCCGAGAUGCGAUUCCGUGGUCACGACUCGUGGCUUUUGAGUCCAGUCGGCUUCCCAACCUGCUCGAGAGGUUCCACGAGCUUCAUUCGCGGGUUGCAGAUCCAGAUUCAGGACUGAAGCAUUUCCAUCCGCUCAAAGGACUUCCCGGGCUCGGAUAACGUGGAGACUCUACAGUUAAGCCGCUCCUCAAUUUUCACGUACACUCGGAGAGUCCCUGUAUUGCAGCUGUUGAAGCUUAUUAUGUUGAGAGCGAGAUUCUACACUUGUUCAUGCAUCUAUCCUCAUAAUGGGCGUGUUGAAUUUGUAAAUUAAAAAGAGCAGUGAUGGGGAACAUCUUGAUAAUUAUUGUUUUUCUUUACCUCUACUGUAUCGCCGAUAUAAGUGAAGAGAACCACAAUUUUCGCUCGGGAGCAGCUGUAUUGUAGAAUAAAUUUUAUUGGGU
This is a messenger RNA of Galendromus occidentalis (western predatory mite), 2358 nucleotides long. RefSeq names its product mitoguardin (gene Miga). The record is from RefSeq and is a predicted model, not a curated record. Bases 330 to 1838 code for a protein of 502 amino acids. The transcript is spliced from 7 exons. NCBI's taxonomy places the organism in Eukaryota, Metazoa, Arthropoda, Arachnida, Mesostigmata, Phytoseiidae. Gene Ontology annotation, biological process: mitochondrial fusion.